Molecule: messenger RNA, 886 nt
Organism: Sebastes umbrosus (honeycomb rockfish)
Lineage: Eukaryota; Metazoa; Chordata; Actinopteri; Perciformes; Sebastidae
Product: peptidyl-prolyl cis-trans isomerase-like
Exons: 4
Coding region: 143-589 (148 amino acids)
Biological process (GO): protein folding; protein peptidyl-prolyl isomerization
Cellular component (GO): intracellular membrane-bounded organelle
Molecular function (GO): peptidyl-prolyl cis-trans isomerase activity
Source: RefSeq, a predicted model, not a curated record
GCUCCAUCUCUUUCGGUUCCUUGUGGCCAGCAGAGUCUCUCCAGAUAAUAACCCGCUCAGCUCAGAGUCCUCUCUCCUCUCCAGUCUGCUGACAUGGCCAAGACACGAGUCCUUCUUCGACAUCACCGCCGGUGGCUCACCGAUGGGCCGCAUCGUGAUGGAGCUCCGUGACGACGUGGUGCCCAAGACCGCCGAGAACUUCCGCGCCCUGUGCACCGGCGAGAAGGGCUUUGGCUACAAGGGCUCCAUCUUCCACCGCAUCAUCAACGACUUCAUGUGCCAGGGCGGUGACUUCACCAACCACAACGGAACCGGUGGAAAGUCCAUCUACGGCAACAAGUUCGCCGACGAGAACUUCACCCUGAAGCACACCGGUUCCGGCAUCCUGUCCAUGGCCAACGCCGGCCCAAACACCAACGGGUCCCAGUUCUUCAUCUGCACGGCCAAAACACAAUGGCUGGAUGGGAAGCACGUGGUGUUCGGCAGCGUGGUGGAGGGCUUGGAUAUUGUGAAAAAGAUGGACGGGUUUGGCAGCCAGGGCGGCAAACCCUCAAAGAAGGUGGCCAUCGCCGACUGUGGGCAGCUCUGAGCUGCAGCUCUUAACCCUUUCAGCUCCUCCUGUAGCCACACCCCUGUAGGCUCCACCCGCCCCCCCCACCUCCGCCAUUCAACAUUCCUAUUGAUGGAGAUUCAGAUGCCCCCCCCACCCCCAUCCCCUCUUUUUUAUUCUGUUGUUGAAAUCAUGUUGCUGCAUUUGUGACUUUGCCUUUAGAAGUUUCUUUUGCAUUAACGUUUUUUUUCCACAAAGUCCCAACAGUUUUUUUUUUUGUUAAGUCAAAAAAAUGAAUAAGAAAAUAAAACAGAAAAGUUGCCUUGACAAUUGAAA